AUGGAGUUACACCAGUUCUGUUUCCCUGUGCGAAAGCUGUCCAACGAGCUCGUGGAGCUGACACCUUUUUCGGCCCCGAAACAUGCUCCAGUGUUCUACAGCCUCUCGAGAGAACAUUCAGGGCUCUACGCUCACUACCCACAAGGCCCAUACGACAAUUAUGAAGAUUUUAUGACGUCGUUUGUUUGCGGUCUCCUCGCCCAGACUCAUGAAUGCCAGGCUUUUGCCAUCAUCGACAAGACAAAGACAGAAAAGUCCCUCAACAAAGUCGACGGCGAAGGCGCCUUGGCUGGAGUAAUUGCUUUCAUGGACGCUAAUCCUUCCUCGCGGUCCCUCACAAUCGGUACAUUGUUCACUCUACCAUCAUACCAGCGAACCCAUGUCACAAGCAACGCCGUGGGCCUGAUGCUCCAGCAUGCGCUCGAUGCACCAUCUGCUGGUGGUCUGGGGCUGAUCCGAGUGCAAUGGAGACUGGACUCACUCCAUGAAGGCUCCGCCCGGGUUGCCAAGAGAAUGGGGCUCAGGUGGGAAGGAACAGAGAUGUGGUUUCGUUUGAUCAAAGACGGAGUCGCUCGAGGCAAGGUGGGCAAUGGAAAGCCUCUACCUCCCGGCAGCGAGAAAGGAGAUGUCUGGCAAGACAAGACGACGGACAUCAGCGAUGACAUCAGAAGGGUAGCAGGAGGAGAUUACGGAAUCGUCCAGAAGCGGGAUCAUCGAGAUUGCAUCCUGACUGGAUGA
Messenger RNA from Diaporthe amygdali, 738 nucleotides. RefSeq lists its product as uncharacterized. The record is from RefSeq and is a predicted model, not a curated record. Gene Ontology annotation, molecular function: protein-N-terminal-alanine acetyltransferase activity; protein N-terminal-serine acetyltransferase activity. Bases 1 to 738 code for a protein of 245 amino acids. NCBI's taxonomy places the organism in Eukaryota, Fungi, Ascomycota, Sordariomycetes, Diaporthales, Diaporthaceae. The transcript has 3 exons.